Messenger RNA from Strigops habroptila (Kakapo), 2409 nucleotides. RefSeq names its product leucine rich adaptor protein 1 like (gene LURAP1L). Bases 1290 to 1868 code for a protein of 192 amino acids. NCBI's taxonomy places the organism in Eukaryota, Metazoa, Chordata, Aves, Psittaciformes, Psittacidae. Gene Ontology annotation, biological process: positive regulation of canonical NF-kappaB signal transduction. The record is from RefSeq and is a predicted model, not a curated record. The transcript is spliced from 2 exons.
ACACUAUAUAGUUUAUUUUGGAACUAGAAGAUCUUUAAGGUCCCUUCCAACCCAAACCAUUCUGUGAUUCGAGUCAUUAUAAAACAGCUGGCACCCGAACAGGGUGGCUGGCAUCACCCUCAACUCCCCUGACAUGCAGCAGCUGCAGCUCCAUGGAGGGAAGUAUUCAUACCACAAGAUUCAUGCAUAAAAGACUUUUCAGUGCUGUGACAGGUUCACACAGCAACACCCAGGGCCAAGUUGCAACAGGGCACUUCCAGCACUAUCUGCAUGCCUCAAUAUCAGAGUUACAGCAACUGGCUCAGCUGCAAGCUUUGCCUUUUAAAGAGGAGGAAGAGAGUACAAAAAUUACAAGGCAGGGAGGAGGGGGAAUCAGCCUGCCUGCAAUAAAAUCUGUUUGACGAGUGGAAAUAACAUUCAUACUGUUUGUACACUCCCAUCCCUGUUAGAAAGUGAUCUAGGGUCACACAGCUCAGGAGACAUUUUCUUUCUUUUCUCUUCUCUUUUUUCUUUUUUUUUUUUUUUUUUCUGUUUUGUUUUCUUUUUUUUCUUUUCUCUUUUUCUUUUCCAUAUAUUCUUUUUUCUUUAUCCUUUUCAUUUUCCUUCCUUCUCCUAUGCUCUCCAUUCCUCUCCUCUCCUCUCCUCUCCUCUCCUCUCCUCUCCUCUCCUCUCCUCUCCUAUCCUCUCUCCUCUCCUAUCCUCUCUCCUCUCCUUUCCAAUCCACCACCACCUCUUUUUCUCCCUGUCCGCCUUUCUCUUUUUCCCUCUCUUCUCUUCUCUUCUCCCCCUCCUCUCCUCUCCCUUUUGCCCGAAGGAAUACGCUGUUCUCGAGCCCAGCCCAGAAGCUCCCGGGCGGGGGCGCCCCGCCGCCGUGUCGCGUCUCUUCUCUAUACAUUACGGUAGGAGAGCCGCCGCGCCUCUUCCACCUGCCAGCGCCCUUUAAAGUCGCGGCCGGCCGGACGGCGCAAUGACUCGAGAGUCGAGUCCUGGUGCCGGGGUGCUUUGCGGUCUCGCAGCCGGACUCCGGCCGCGUCCCCCUUUCUUUUAGGGGGACUUUUUUCUCCGUCGCCCUCACUCGCCUGGUCUUGUCUUUCCACCCGGUGGUAAAGAGCCGGUGUGGGCGAGGGCUGGUUGGCCCAGGAAGCCCCCAUGCCUGCGGCGGGUCACCUGCGCGGCUCUGUCGCUGGCCCCGGCGCGGUUGCGGAUUACCGCGCCUCCACUCCCCUGCCGCGGCCGCGCGGCCCCGGGUAGUGCCGGCGCCGCCGCCGCGGGCUCCUCCGGGGCAAGCCAUGGAGCCCGGCGCUCCGCUAGACCUGCGCGACGUCGAGCAAAAGCUGGGGCGCAAGGUGCCCGAGAGCCUGGCGCGGCCGCUGCGCGGGGAGGAGCUCCCGGGACGUCCCGCUGCUGCCGUCGCGGCCCCCGGGCCCCGCCGGCGCCGCGCGGCCGCUCUGGCCCGUCUGGAGACGAAACUUCACCUCCUGAGGCAGGAGAUGGUUAACCUCCGAGCCACUGAUGUGAAGCUUAUGCGCCAGCUACUCAUCAUCAAUGAAAGCAUUGAAUCAAUCAAGUGGAUGAUUGAAGAGAAGACCAUUGCCAGCAGAGGUAGCAGUUUGAGUGGCAGCCUGUGCAGCUUGCUGGAAAGUCAGGAAACAUCCCUCCACGGCAGCUGUAACAGUUUACAAGACUGUAGUGAUGGACUGGAUGGAAUUUCAGUGGGGAGUUAUUUGGACACCUUAGUGGAUGAUGUUCCGGGUCACCAAACCCCUUCAGAUAUGGACAAGUUCAGUGAUUCUUCUAUUAUGGAGGACCCGCAGCCUCUGCAUAAGCAUACCAAAAUUGAUUCUGAUGAGUACUACUGUUUUGGUUAAUGAGAAUACGUUCCAGUGGGACAAAAAUGCACUUGUACUUACCCUUUUUCUUUGCUGCUAUUUUAUUUCAUGUGCAAACCUCCCAAACUUCUCUUGGAAGUAAAACAUAAUAUGAUAGUUCAAUUCCACUUCAUAACUUGUCUGUUGCUUCUAAUACAUUUUCUCCUCGGUGGAUUGGGCUUUCCUCCUGAGUUUCUUUUUCUUAAUUUAUUGUUGCAAUUUUUCAUUUUUGUUUUAAUUUUUUUAUAAUGCUAUAUUUACAGGUCUUUAUAAGUGGUGAAGGCAAAGCUUUACCUUUAAAAUGAGACAUCAGGGAAUGAGAGCAAUAAUUUUGUAUUUGUUGGCGAUAAAAUAUCUUCCAAUAAAUAUAUGUUGUGGUAAAUUUUCUUGACUACCAGGUUUGGCCUUUCCAACGACACUGUUCUUAUUGAGCCUUAAAUCUGAAUCUUGAAAAUACCUCUGCAGAAUAUAUUUUCCUUUUGUAAUCAAUGAUAUUUGAUUCUGUUAAGCUGUCUUCAGUUGAAAUACAAAGUAUCCUAAA